GUUGGUAUUCGUGGGAAGCACAAAACGACGCUCUCUGGUUCGCACAUGUCGGAUAAGAUUUCCUCUCUCCUUUUCAGCAGAUUCACAAUCAGCUCCACAACCCCAUUCCCAUUCCCAUUCGCUGCUGCAAUUCCCAAACCCUGACACACUCAUCGACAAGUCAACAAUAAUGCAGACUCUCAUGGAUCAGCUGAAACCCGAAGCCUUCAUCCAAACCCCCCCAAACUCGUUUCCUUCCUCCACCGAAUUUCCCCAACCCUCUUUCGAUUCCCUCAUCCCCUCCAAUCGCUCCAUACCCAAUUCAAGCCAAAUGCCCGAAGGGGAAGUUAAGGAUGGUCUAGCUGCUAGGAAGAUGCAAAAGGCGGACAGGGAGAAAUUGAGGAGGGAUCGACUGAAUGAGCAUUUUAUGGAGUUGGGAAAUGUCUUAGAUCCAGACAGACCCAAAAAUGACAAGGCAACCAUUCUAGCUGAUACAAUUCAAGUGCUAAAGGAUUUGUCAUCCGAAGUAGACAAACUUAAAACUGAGUGCACUUCGUUAACAGAAGAGUCUCGUGAGUUGACAAAUGAGAAGAACGAGUUGAGAGAAGAGAAGGCAGCUCUUAAAACUGACAUUGAGAACCUUAACGCUCAGUACCAGCAGAGACUCAGGGCCUUGUUCCCUUGGGGUGCUGUGGAUCACUCGGUUGUAAUGGCCCCACCUUCAUAUCCAUUUCCUAUGCCAAUGCCAAUGCCUCCAGGGUCAAUUCCCAUGCAUCCCCAUAUGCAGCCAUACCCGUAUUUCGGAAAUCAAAAUCCCGGGGUCAUUCCUAACCCCUGUUCAACUUUUGUUCCAUAUAUCACCCCUAAUACUCUGGUUGAACAGCAGCCCACCCCGUAUGUAUCUCCAGUUGUGCAUCCAGCAACUCAGUCUCAUGUUUCAGUCAAACAAGAUUCCAGAAACAAAUCAUCUGGGACAAGUAGAAUUGACAAAAGUGAAGAUUCAAACGAUGUCACGACAGAACUAGAAUUGAAGACACCUGGGUCAACAGCUGAUCAGGAAUUAUCACCAGUACAAAGAAAAUCGCAGAAGUCAGCAAGGAAAAAACUUAAGGUUACAGAAGGGACUUCUUCAAGUAGAUGUUCGUCUUCUCAUAGUGCACAGGGUAGCUCAUCUAACAGUGUAGUUGGUGGCAGAAAGGAUGAUGACUGAUAAAGGGAAAGGGAUACGAGAAAACAGAACAAGGCAGGGCGUCUUUCGUACAUGAUGGUGGAAAACAAUUGCGAUCCAUUUUCAUUGUAAUCCUUGGCAAGAUGGGUACUUUAAGCGGAUUUACACAUGCUAAGAAUCUGAGCGACAAAUUUGUUACACAAGCAGUCUGGCAGGUUCUUCCUUUGCUUUUCAGGUACUGAUACUGCAGCAAGGAGAUGUACAAAGUAGAAUUGUCCAGUCCACAGGAACUAGUGUUUUUGUUGUAAAUGUAAAAAGAAGUCUUCAUAUAUAACAAAGACAGCAAGUAAUUCUACAAGAGCUGUCUAAUAAAGACAGUAAUUUAUUC
Molecule: messenger RNA, 1535 nt
Organism: Rosa rugosa (rugosa rose)
Lineage: Eukaryota; Viridiplantae; Streptophyta; Magnoliopsida; Rosales; Rosaceae
Product: transcription factor bHLH121-like
Exons: 6
Coding region: 170-1189 (339 amino acids)
Biological process (GO): intracellular iron ion homeostasis
Molecular function (GO): protein dimerization activity; DNA-binding transcription factor activity
Source: RefSeq, a predicted model, not a curated record